Verticillium alfalfae VaMs.102 is the source of this 3752-nucleotide messenger RNA. RefSeq lists its product as hypothetical. Gene Ontology annotation, molecular function: RNA binding; ribonuclease III activity. The transcript has 2 exons. The coding region runs from base 30 to 3752 and encodes 1240 amino acids. Gene Ontology annotation, biological process: siRNA processing. The record is from RefSeq and is a predicted model, not a curated record. Gene Ontology annotation, cellular component: cytoplasm; nucleus; RISC complex. Lineage: Eukaryota; Fungi; Ascomycota; Sordariomycetes; Glomerellales; Plectosphaerellaceae.
AUCACUCUACGGGGAAAAGCGCUGAGAGAAUGAUCAUGAUGAAUUUCUAUCACCCACGCAAACAAUCGGCACUCUGGGUUCCUCACGUCUUAGGACUGACCGCAAGCCCCAUAAUGCGAUCUAGGCUCGAAGGCCUUGAAGCACUGGAACGGACACUGGACUCGGUUUGCGUUACGCCCAGAUUGCACCGAGAUGACUUGAUGACCCAUGUCAAAAGGCCCACGGUCAGUUAUGUUCAUUACGAAACGACAGAUGCCAAGGGUGGGCCCACGCCAGUCAGUAUAUUAAGUCUUCGCGAGGCAUGCAGAAAUAUGGACAUCAGGCAAGAUCCAUUCAUUCUCCAUCUAAGAGACAAAGGCACUGAUCGAGCACGACGUGAGCUCAUCAAGGUCCUUACAAGCCACGAAACAUAUUCACAACAACAAAUGAAGUCUUUCUUUAACCAAAGCUUGCGAGUCCUGCGAGAUCUCGGGCCCUGGGCAGCCGAAUACUACAUUUGGAAGGUUAUCUCGGAUUUUCUGGCAAUCACUGAAGCAAGUGAUCACCGCAUGAAUCAAUGGAAAACCGAAGAAAAGCAGUAUCUGGCCAACAUCCUUCGACAAAUAAGUAUCAGCGAGCCGCAAGUCAGCAUGCUAAGUACUCAUAACACAUCGAACAAAUUCAUGAUGCUCAUAGAACAUAUGUCAUCUAAAGCCACCGAUGGUACUGCUGGGAUCAUAUUUGUCAAAGAGCGAUCAACUGCGGCGAUGCUUGCACACGUGAUUGAGUCGCAUCCACUGACACCGAAUAUGUACUCGAGCGUUGGGGUUGUUGUCGGUACUUCCAAUCAUCUGGUACGGAAGAAAGAUAUGUGGGAUCUGUCUCGAGCAGCCCACGAGACGGAGCCCCUUCUCCAGUUCAGAUCUGGCCACCUCAAUUUGCUCAUCGCCACAAGUGUGCUUGAAGAGGGCAUCGACGUUCCUGCCUGCAACCUCGUGAUCUGUUUCGAUGAGCCCGAAAAUCUCAAAGCCUUUGUCCAGCGGCGCGGCCGAGCCCGGAAGAAGGAUUCUAGCCUUGUGGUUCUUCUCCCCGGGACAGGCCACGUGCCUCAGGACUGGGAAAGCAUGGAAGCGACAAUGAGGACACACUACGAGAAAGAACGGCGCGAAAUACGAAUAAUGGAGCAAAUCGAAGCAUCCGAGUCUACAGAGUACGAAGAGUACAUUGUCGAGAGUACCAAUGCCAGGCUCGACUUCGAGAACGCCAAAGCGCAUCUCAGCCACUUCUGUGGGCAACUCUCUCCUGGGGAGUUUAUAGACAAGAGGCCCGAAUACAUACCCCGCGUGGUAGACGACGAAGAACCUCCUUCUCUGAGGGUCACGGUACUAUUGCCGAGUUAUAUUCCAGCUGCCGUCCGUCAUGCUGAGAGUCGGCGAAGCUGGAAGUCGGAGCAUCAGGCCUCAAAAGACGCCGCUUUUCAGGCAUACCUGGCUCUUUACGACGCGGGACUGGUCAACGAACACAUGCUUCCACUCACGGCCAAAGACAUCGUACCCGCAAACGAACCUCGAGUAGCAACCUUGCAGGUCAAUGGCCUCUUGAACGUCUGGCUUAGUAUUGCCCAGGCCUGGAUCACGAGUACUGAAAUCUGGUUAACUCCAGUACGCCUCCAAGAUGCGACGGGAUUGACGCGAGGAACGUAUAUCAUGAGCAUGCCGGUAGCAUUGCCGGCACUGCCUUCCACGCCAGUGUACUUCGAUCACGAAGGACCAUGGCUUCUGGAUUUUGGCCCACAAGAACGAAAGGAAAAGCUUGAAGUGCCUGAUCAUUCUUCAGUGCUGCUUGCACUCCACUUUGGCCAUCGCUGGGACAUUGCUCAUGGCCAGCAACAGGUGAUCAGCUUCGCUUCACAGGAUGGCGAACUGCAUAUCAACCAGUUAAGUGCACGGGGCUUCACAACCACAGAUGCCGACCGAAAGGAAAUGCUGUACCUGGUACGGGACGAGUCAGGAUGCCCGUAUGUGUACGGCCACUUUCUCAACAGCAAGCCGUCACUUGAACUUAUUCAGCGACCUUUCCGGCGCAUCGGGGACUCUCCAGGCUUCCAAGAUGCACCCAACAACAUUCCUUACUUGGCUCUUAGAAAGUGGCCGCGCUACCCGGCCCUCCUGCACCAAAAGAGCGUUAACGAUUCACUGCCACAGGCGACAAAUACGAAGCCAUAUGCGAGGGUUUAUCCGGCACCGUGGGCGAAAAUUGACACGAUCCCACUGGAUCAUGCUUACUUUGGGGCGUUGAUCCCUUCCAUUUCACACAUUGUCGAGGUUCGACUGGUUGCAGAACAGCUUUCCUCGAGCCUACUUCGUGACCUCAAUUUCUCAGAUCCCUCUCUCGUCCUGACGGCCAUCAGCACUAAGGGUUCCUUGGAGGCCACAAACUACGAGCGUCUUGAGUUUUUGGGUGACUCUAUCCUCAAGCUUUGCACCACGGUCAAUGCUGCCGCUCUGCAUGGCUUAGUUUCGAACUCAAGAUUGUGUAGGGCUGCACUGGAUGCUGGCCUUGACAAAUUUGUUCUAACUGAAAACUUCACUUGUCGCACGUGGAGGCCUAUCUACGUCAACGGCAUGUUGGAAACAGGUGCUCGCGACUCGGGACCCCGUGAAAUAUCGACUAAAACGCUCGCCGAUGUUGUGGAAGCACUCAUAGGGGCCGCAUACAUUGACGGUGGCCUCGCAAAGGCAAUUGGGUGCAUUUCGAUCUUCCUGAGGGAGCUCGAAUGGAAACUGUUGCCAGCUUGUCAGGAGAUCCUUCACAGUUUGGCGCCCCCUGAUGUGUCUUUGCCGCCAAUGCUUGUUCCGCUGGAAGAGCUGAUCGACUACACAUUCACGAAGAAGAUUCUCCUGAUUGAAUCGAUCACGCAUGCCUCCUUCACUGCCGGGCAUGUGAAUGGCUGCCUCGAACGUCUCGAAUUCUUAGGCGAUGCCAUUCUGGACGACAUUGUGGUGUCCCAUCUGUUUCCCCUUAACCUUUCGCACGACAGGAUGCAUCUCCUCAAGACUGCUUCGGUCAACGGCGAUCUUCUAGGAUUCCUUGCACUCGAGAGCCAUGCCGAGGAAGACGAGGUGAUUAUUGAUGUCAACUUUUCUCCUUCUGAUACGGACCUCAAUCCUCAGAACCCUGCCGGGAUGGAACAGAAGCUCAAACGGACACGCCGGAAAAUCCCCCUUUGGAAGUUUAUGCGCCACUCCUCAAUAGAGGUUGUGCAGCAGCAGACCAAAGCUGCCGGCGCUCAUGCCGAUCUCCGAGGGCAGAUCAUUCACGCUCUGGGACAUGGGUCAAGCUACCCCUGGUCUCUUCUCGCCCGCUUACAUCCCGCGAAGUUCUUAUCCGAUAUGGUCGAAGCUGUACUGGGUGCCGUCUGGGUCGAUUCAGGGGACAUGAGAGCGUGCGUUCGUGUGACGGAACGACUUGGCAUUCUGCCGGUGCUGUCCCGGCUGGCAAAGGACGACGUUCAUGUGCUGCAUCCGAAAUCAGAGCUGGGAGAGAUCGCUAGUCACCGGACAGUCAAAUAUCUCCUCACUUUGCCCGAGGACGCAGCCGGCCUGCAGAGUGCAAAAAGGAAAUAUGCCUGCAAGGUCAUGAUCGGGGAUCGCUGUGUUGCAGAGGUAGAUGACGGGGUCGCUCGAGAUGAGGCCGAGACGAAAGCUGCAGAGAUUGCGGUACGGGUCUUGCAGGAUGAACAGGCUGACGCGAAACAAGCAGCAGAAUCCUAA